AUGCCGCAACGGCCGCCAGGCCUCAUCCGUUACAUGGUCGAUGUCAGACGAUUCGUGCCGAAGGAAGACUCGAACAAGCCGGGCUUCAACAUCAAAGUGAAGAAGCUCUUCAUGGUCGGCAUCAGAGAAUACCUCAACGAAGGCGAUUUACGGAGUUACUUCUCCGAUUAUGGGUUGAUUGAAAAUGUGGAUGUGGCCUGUGACCACAACACUGUCAAGAAAAGAGGCUUUGCCUCUGUGCACUUCCAGGGCUAUGAUUCUGUGGAUAAAGCUGUUAUCCAGAGGCACCACACGAUUAAAGCUUCAAAACUUCCACAAUCAUCCCUGUAACAAAGAAAUCAGUUGUAGCCUGUCUGAAUGAUUACCGUCCCGUUGCCCUGACCCCCAUAGUGAUGAAAUGUUUUGAACGGAUUGUCAAGCCUCAUAUCACAGCCAGCCUCCCCUCAUUGCUGGAUCCUCUACAGUUUGCUUAUCGUCCAAAUCGCUCUACGGAGGAUACAAUAUCCACCACACUGCACACAGUUCUCUCUCACUUGGACAACAAAGACACAUGCCAGAAUCCUGUACAUUGAUUUCAGUUCAGCGUUCAAUACCAUCAUCCUGCAGAGACUAGUGGAGAAACUGUCGCUGCUUGGCCUUAACACUGCCAUGUGUCGCUAGAUUCUGGAUUUCUUGACAGAGAGACCACAGUCAGUCCAUGUUGGCAGGAACAUCUCUGACUCCAUCACACUGAGCACUGGAUCCCCACAAGGCUGUGUGCUCAGCCCACUGCUGUUUACACUGCUAACACAUGACUGCGGCCAGAUUCAAGGAGAGCCUGAUCAUUAAAUUUGCUGAUGAUACCACAGUGGUGGGGCUCAUCAGCAAAAAUGAUGAAACAAUGUACAAGGAGGAGGUCAAACACCUAGAGAGCUGGUGCAGUGACAACAACUUGAUGCUUAAUGUCACCAAGACCAAGGAGAUGAUCGUCGAUGUCAGACGGUCUCAGCCUGAGCACACACCCCUCAGCAUCAGCGGCUCCACAGAAGAGAGUGGAAAACAUCAAGUUCCUUGGGGUGCAGAUCUUGGACAAUCUCACCUGGUUCAGAAACACCACUGGGAUUGUGAAUCGAGCCCAGCAGAGAUUGCACUUCUUGAGGAAGCUUAAACAAGCAUCGAUCCCCACUAACAUCUUAACUAAAUUCUACAGAGGAGGGGUUGAGAGUGUGCUGACCUUUUGCAUCACAACCUGGUACUCCAGCUGCAGUGCUGCUGACAAAAAAGCCUUGCAGAGGGUGGUUAGGGGAGCAGAGAAGGUUAUUGGGGUCUCCCUACCUUUUGUCCAAGACCUCUUUCAGAGUCGAUGCCUCCAGAAGACACGGUACAUUAUUAAAGACCCCUCACACCCUCUCCAUGAACUAUUUGUUCUGCCAUCAGGUAAACGUUACAGAGCAUCAAAACUAAAACCACAAGACUAUUAAACAGCUUCCUCCCACAGGCAAUCAGACUGCUAAAUAGCUGCUCUACCUGACUCUGCUUUGGACACUUUUAACUUGCACUGGACACUCAUAACUUGUUUUUAACUGACAUGUGGCUGUUGUGUUUUACUAUUUAUUAUUAUGUUUAUUAUUUAGUGUUGCAUUUGUUAUGUUAUGAUUGCACUGCUCCUGGGAAACGCUGUCUCAUUCUGCCCUACAGAGCUGAUGUACGGUUAGAAUGACAAUAAAAGUUUUUGAAUCUUGAA
Hypanus sabinus (Atlantic stingray) is the source of this 1723-nucleotide messenger RNA. Its product is annotated as heterogeneous nuclear ribonucleoprotein A1-like 2. The transcript has a single exon. Gene Ontology annotation, molecular function: RNA binding. NCBI's taxonomy places the organism in Eukaryota, Metazoa, Chordata, Chondrichthyes, Myliobatiformes, Dasyatidae. Bases 1 to 330 code for a protein of 109 amino acids. The record is from RefSeq and is a predicted model, not a curated record.